This is a messenger RNA of Candidozyma duobushaemuli, 5106 nucleotides long. RefSeq names its product DNA-directed RNA polymerase (gene RPO41). Bases 1 to 5106 code for a protein of 1701 amino acids. Gene Ontology annotation, cellular component: membrane; mitochondrial DNA-directed RNA polymerase complex. NCBI's taxonomy places the organism in Eukaryota, Fungi, Ascomycota, Pichiomycetes, Serinales, Metschnikowiaceae. The transcript is spliced from 7 exons. Gene Ontology annotation, biological process: intracellular protein transport; vesicle-mediated transport; mitochondrial transcription. Gene Ontology annotation, molecular function: mitochondrial promoter sequence-specific DNA binding; SNAP receptor activity; DNA-directed RNA polymerase activity. The record is from RefSeq and is a predicted model, not a curated record.
AUGUCGCUGGCGAUACAGAACCGAACUUUCGAGUUCCAGCAAUGUGUGUCGUCUUACGACAAGAUAAACAGAAGACAGCAAGGCCCUCAGCGGCAGGAUAAUCAACCAGCUAAGAAAUCAAGAUUCUCCCAACAGGCUUCAAUCAUAGCUAAAGACAUCGCACACACAACAGAGCUAUUACUGAAGCUUGCACUCUUGGCCAAGAAGAAACCUUUGUUUGACGACAGGCCUGUGGAGAUCGGCGAGUUGACGUAUGUGAUCAAGCAGGAUAUAUUCAAGAUCGAACAAAGCAUUCAGAACCUUCAGAGGUUCGCCAAGGGAGAGCUGUCAAUUCAGAUGGACUCGCAAGUCACACAGUAUUCCAAGAACGUGUUGAACUUACUUAAUUCGAAGAUGAAGAAUGUCAGUGGUGAAUUCAAGAACGUGUUGGAGCUUAGACAGAAGAACGAGCUUAUGAACAAGACCAGAACAGAGAACUUCCUCAGUGCGGCAACUAAUAGACGACAGAACUCUCUGACUCCGCUAAGCGACGGUGGCGAUUCUGGCAGGGGAACUGGUGCCAACAACUCAUUGCAUAAUUUGGGCGAAAACCCAUACUUACUCACUCUCCUCUCGAUUCCUGACCAGACCAGGCAGUUACUCCUAAUGGAAGAGCAAAGCAAUGAAUACCUACAGCAGAGAAACAGUGCUGUGGAGACAAUUGAAGCCACGAUUAACGAAGUGGGCAACUUGUUCCAACAGUUGGCUACUAUGGUUACUGAGCAGGGAGAAACUAUCCAAAGAAUCGAUCAAAACGUUGAGGACAUUGACAUGAAUAUCUCAGGCGCCCAGAGGGAAUUGCUCAAGUACUAUGCGCAUAUAUCGAACAACAGGUGGUUGUUCUUGAAGAUCUUUGGAGUAUUGCUCUUCUUCUUCUUUUUAGACCUAGACAUCAUGUGGAACUACAUCUUCGGCGGCAACAAGCAGCAGAAAAAGGAGUUGCCGAAGAAGGCAAUCGUCGAGUUGAGAGAGCAUAUUCAAAUGCUCAACAAGAAACGCAGUCAUCUAGAAUCCCAGAUUGAGGACCAGGACAAGCUUGCCCGGAAGCAUAUUGCCACCAACAAGGCUCUUGCCAAAAAUGCAUUGAAGCGCAAGAAGGGCUACGAAACAAAUUUGAUGAAGAUAGAAAACCAGAUUGACUCGUUAGAAACUCAGUUGACUUCCAUUGAGGGCGCCAACUUGAACUUGGAGACCAUGAAGGCCAUGAAGCAGGGCGCCCUGGCCAUGAAGCAAAUACACGGCGAGUACGAUGUUGACAAGGUUGAGAACACCAUGGAUGACAUCCGGGAACAGGUUGAAUUGGCGGAUGAGAUAUCCGAGGCCAUCUCACGUCCUGUGGGAGGGGAAUACGUGGACGAAGACGAAUUGGACGAGGAGUUGGCAGCUUUGCAAGAGGAGGAGCAGGAAAGCAAGCAAAAGAAUACUCCAACCAAGACUCCAGCACAGAAGGCUCCUGCGGCCGAGGAACCGGAACUCCCAACUUCCCUACUCUUCGACCACGUUGGGCCUGGAAUGUACAGUAAGGUCAAAGAAGAAGACAAGAAGCAGGUGGCAUGGACCUCCAGUCAUGACCCAGUGUCAAGAUCUCCUUUCGUUAAAGACGUGGUUCAUCUUCAUUCCUUACUCGAUGCUCUCUUAGCAUCCAAGAGCUUUGAGAGAGCAGAUAACAUUCUAGAAACGCUCUUCGUCUUACUCGAGCAGCCAGAGAACAUUGUGAACCCCUUGAACAAGUACUUGGAAGUUUACGCCGCUGAAGAGUCUACAUCUAUUGAAGAUGUGGAAGCCUAUCUUCAGAAGGCUCUCAAAAGGUUCUCUAUUCAGCCUAAUGAGAGAACCUACGCAGUGCUUUUAGGAAAGAGUUUGAGUUCGCCAGAGCACUUCGACAAAUGGCUCAACAAGGCCAAGAAGAACCGCUCGUUGUUCCGCAACAUGCUCAACAACGUGGAUGUCAUCACGGUGGACGGCCUUACCAGAAUUUUUCAAGACCCCACGCUCAAACAGCUGCAGGUGCCUGAUGAUUUAGUUCCAGUAUUCAACGAGGUGAGAAAUCCAGGAGAUAUCACAGAGGAAGAUGUCGUGGAAGACGUCCCUGAAUACUUUGCAAAGGACAAUGUUGAUGCUCCUUCUUUGAAGAAAGAUGGUGCAGUCGAGUUACGCCCUGUUAACUCUUUCGGCAUCAAGGUCGUAAGACAUUCUCUUCUCGGACUUGAAUCUGACGGCGUUAACCUUGAGCAGUUUUUCAAGGAUCUCGAUAGCACUUUGGGCUCGCAUGUGCUUCACAAUGCUAAGGAAAAAUUCAAUCGCAUUCUAGACGCAUAUAACGAGAAACGUCAGAGAGACUUGGAGGUAAAGGACUCGAAGGCGCUCUUCAAUACCCUUAAUCAGAGAGGAGAGAUUUCCAUGAACAAGAACCUUAACGUGCAACUUUAUAAGUGGUACUCAGACAUGCUACCUUAUAUUGAAGAGGAGCACAAGCUAUGCCAGAACGUUCUUAACGGCAAUAUUCCAACCCUGGACAAGAAUGAUCAAGAAAUGGUUGACAGAGCGUUUUACGCCCCAUAUUUUGUCCUUCUUUCUCCAAAGACUCUUUGUCUCAUCGUCAUUUUUGAGUUGCUCAAGCUUAACAACACAGGUGGAAUUGCCGACGGCAUGCGUACAGCUAGAGCAAUCUUGGCUGUUGGUCGUGCUGUCGAGCUCGAAUACAAGUGUCAGCAUCUCAUGAAGACCGACAAGAAGUUUGCUCAGAAGAAGGGUCUUAGCUCAAACCAGUUGAAGAAGCUUCUCAAAAGAAGAAAUAUCGACUCAUCUUCCUUUGAUGCGGAGUGGACUACGACCUUGUACGCUAAACUUGGCUCUGUGUUGGCAAUGCCUCUUUUGCAGGUCGCCAAGGUCCAAGUCAGCGGCACUGAUCCUGCCACAGGUAAACCUGUUAAGGGCCUUCAGCACGCCUUCCACCAUACAUACCAGGUGAGUCAGGGCAUGAAAGUUGGCGUCAUCAAGUUGCACAAGAAUCUUAUUAAGCAACUUGGUGGAAAAACAUUCCAAAACUCUGUGCAGCCAUCGUAUCUUCCGAUGUUGUCCCCACCAAGACCAUGGACUGCUCAUAAUAGCGGUGGAUACUUGUACAAUUCUACCAACUUAGUGAGAAUUAAGGACUCUGCAGAGAAUAUUGCAUACGUCAAGGCUGCAUCAGAUGCCCAUGAUUUAGACGAAGUCUACAAAGGAUUGAAUAUCUUGGGCGAAACCGCAUGGACGGUGAACUCCAAGGUUCUUGACGUGAUCUCUCAUUAUUGGAAUACUGGAAAGAAGUUCUUGGACAUUCCUCCCGUUGUUGAGGACCCCAAGUUUACCGAACCUCCUCCACCAAAUGCAGAACCCUCUGUGAGAACAGAAUACAUCAACAAGGUAAAAAGCAUCAUGAGUGAACUGGCGGGUCUAAGAUCUCAGAGGUGCGACCUUAACUACAAGUUAGAGAUUGCAAGAGGUUUCGUCGGUGAAAAGAUGUUCUUCCCACAUAGCGUUGAUUUUAGAGGCAGAGCUUACCCAAUUUCACCUCACUUUAACCAUUUGGGUGGUGAUGUGACAAGAUCGCUUUUCUUGUUCUGGGAGGGUCAGGAAGUUGGAGAGCGUGGUCUCAGAUGGUUGAAGAUCCAUCUCGCAAACCUCUACGGUAAAGAUAAAGCCCCUCUUGACGAGCGUGUGAGAUUUGCCGAGGAGAACAUGGAUAAGAUUAUUGAAGCAGCAAAAGACCCUAUUGCUAAUGAGGAAUGGUGGACAAAAGGUGAGAAGCCAUGGCAGGUUUUGGGUGUCUGUUUCGAAUUGUACGAGGCCCACAAACUUGAGGAUCCAACCAAGUUCGUUUCGUACAUGCCUGUUCAUCAAGACGGUACUUGUAACGGUUUGCAGCAUUAUGCAGCAUUGGGUGGUGACAUUGGAGGUGCUCAGCAGGUCAACUUGGUUCCAGCAGACAGACCACAGGAUGUUUACGCCCACGUUGCCGGUUUGGUUGAAAAACGUUUAGAAGCUGAUGCCGAAGCAGGUGACGAACGUGCCAUUUUCUUCAAGGGCAGAAUUGCCAGAAAGGUUGUCAAGCAAACUGUCAUGACAAAUGUUUACGGUGUCACCUACGUUGGUGCCGUUGCCCAGAUUGAAAAGCAGAUCACUCACAUGUUUGACAACGACGUCACCUUGAGUGACCUUUCCAAGUACUCUCGUUACUUGACUACCCAGGUUUUUGCAUCGAUGAGAGAAUUGUUCGAGCGUGCACACUUGAUUCAAGACUGGUUGGGAGAAGCUGCCAAGCGUAUUUCCAAAUCUGUAAGAGUUGACUUUGAAGCUGAUCCCAAGGAUGCCAACAAGCCUCAUCAUAUGUCUUCCGUCAUUUGGACGACCCUCUUGUCAAGAUUGGUGAAGACGACUUUGCAAGACAUUAUAAUUUCUGAUCCAUUUGCAGUUUCUCAAGUUGAUGCUAGAAAGCAGCAAGCAGCAUUCCCUCCCAAUUACGUUCAUUCGUUGGAUGCUACUCAUAUGUUGAUGACCGCCAAAGCAUGUGGUACUGACGGCCUUUCUUUCGCCGCUGUUCACGAUUCUUACUGGACUCAUGCUCGUGAUGUUGAUCUGAUGAACAAGCACAUUAGAGACCAGUUUGUGGAGAUCCAUCAAGAAGACUCGAUUCAAAAAUUGAAGGACGAAUUUGAGAGACGUUACAAGGGCUUCUUACAAGUUAUGACUGUUCCUCACGAACAUGAUGUUGCUAUCAAAGUGAAGGAUGUGAGAAGAAAGAUUGUUCAAAAACUUGGUAGGGCACUCACUAUCGCCGACGAGCUUUACCUCGAGAAGAAAAGACAAGAGUUGCUUAACUCUGACAACCCUGAAGAAGUCGAACAGGGCAAAAAUCUCGAAACCACUGUCAGUGUCACUGAGGGUUACGAUUUGCAUAAUGCUGGCCUUACUACAUCGCCGCAAUACUCCUUCCAGUUCCUUGCGCCGCUCAAAUUCCCUGAGGUUCCAGCAAAGGGCGAUCUUGAUGUGAAGGUUGUGAGAGACUCGCAAUACUUCUUCUCCUGA